UUUUAAUCCGGACAAUAAGAAAGAGCACUGUUUCUAUUUUUACUCAGUUACGUGUCGCAGGGAAUUCCCCGAAGUCAGAAAACAAAACUCGACAGUCUUUAUUGAACAGGCCCAAAGCAAAUAUGGAUUACCUUUAUUUCAUUUUAGUAAUUCUGGUGUUCCUGAAGGUGCUGUUCUGGAUAUUUUACUUUUAUGCACGAGCUCAGCGUUUAAGGGCAAACAGGACGACCCAACGUAACUUUAUUGUUGUUGAAAGGACCAGACACACAGUACCUGGUGUCACUCAUGACCAAGCAGGGAUAGUAGCCAAUGAACACCCUCAGGCCUACACAAAUCAAGCUGGACCCCAAAACUUUCCUGAGCCUCCAUCUUACACCGAGUGUGUGGGCCAGCCCCAGACUGACUCCAAGCCACCGUCCUAUGAUCAGGUCAUCCAAGGUCAGGUUUCAGUUUAUCCUGGGACUCCGACAGUCACAGGUCCAUAUACAGUCACUCAGACAGCCACGCCAACAGCCCCGCCGACAGCCCCGCAGACAGCCACAUCGACAAGUCAGACAGGAGCGCCCUCACCCAAUCCACUGUAUGGCUACAACCAGUAGCAGCAAUUGACUAUACAUUCUAUCAUCUUACAUUGUGCUUUUCCUACAUCCAUGUUUCUCAAGUGCUCUGAUCAAAUGUGCAUGUAGACAUAGAUUUAUAUGGGGAUGGUGCCCCAUUGCUUACAUAUUAAUUUAAGCUUCACAUAAAACCAACACUGUAGAUGUGUUUGUCAGGAUAUGCCUUUGACACAAUAUCUACCAAAGUUAUCUGGACCUGAUCUCACUACAGCCUUGUUUUACUAAGUAGGGUUAUCAGGACCAGAUCUGCCUAUAACCUACUGUUACUAAACAGGGUUAUCUUAUCUAGAUUUGGCUAUAGCCUAGUGUUACUAAACAGGGUUAUCUGAUCUAGAUUUGGCUAUAGUCUAGUGUUACUAAACAGGGUUAUCUGAUCUAGAUUUGGCUAUAGCCUACUGUUACUAAACAGGGUUAUCUGAUCUAGAUUUGGCUAUAGCCUACUGUUACUAAAUAGGGUUAUCUGAUCUAGAUUCGGCUAUAGCCUAGUGUUACUAAACAGGGUUAUCUGAUCUAGAUUUGGCUAUAGCCUAGUGUUACUAAACAGGGUUAUCUGAUCUAGAUUUGGCUAUAGCCUAGUGUUACUAAACAGGGUUAUCUGAUCUAGAUUUGGCUAUAGCCGUGUGUUACUAAACAGGGUUAUCUGAUCUAGAUUCGGCUAUAGCCUAGUGUUACUAAACAGGGUUAUCUGAUCUAGAUUUGGCUAUAGCCUUGUGUUACUAAACAGGGUUAUCUGGACCAGAUCUGUCUAUAGCCUACUGUUACUAAACAGGGUUAUCUUAUCUAGAUUUGGCUAUAGCCUUGUGUUACUAAACAGGGUUAUCUGAUCUAGAUUUGGCUAUAGCCUACUGUUACUAACCAGGGUUAUCUGGACCAGAUCUGAGUAUAUAGCCUAGUGUUAAUAACCAGGGUUAUCUGGACCAGAUCCUGUCAUAGCCUAGUGUUACUAACCAGGGUUAUCUGAACUAGAUCUUGCCAUAGCCUAGUGUUACUGACCAGGGUUAUCUGGACCAGAUCUUGUCAUAGCCUAGUGUUACUAACCAGGGUUAUCUGGACCAGAUCUUGUCAUAGCCUAGUGUUACUAACCAGGGUUAUCUGGACCAGAUCUUGUCAUAGCCUAGUGUUACUAACCAGGGUUAUCUGGACCAGAUCUUGUCAUAGCCUAGUGUUACUAACCAGGGUUAUCUGGACCAGAUCUUGCCAUAGCCUAGUGUUACUAACCAGGGUUAUCUGGACCAGAUCUUGUCAUAACCUAGUGUUACUAACCAGGGUUAUCUGGACCAGAUCUGAGUAUAUAGCCUAGUGUUACUAACCAGGGUUAUCUGGACCAGAUCUUGUCAUAGCCUAGUGUUACUAACCAGGGUUAUCAGGACCAGAUCUGAGUAUAUAGCCUAGUGUUACUCACCAGGGUUAUCUGGACCAGAUCUUAGUAUAAAGACAGUGUAAUAUUAUACAUUGUCGCCUUCAUAUCUCUGAAAAGGAAUUAUUGUAUAUCACCUCUUUGUCUUUAUAUGUACAAUAUUACACUGCACUUCUACUGUACACAGUUCUCUAGUACUUUAACUUUAACACACAAACUGUUUAAUGUUAAUUCACUGUUGGACAUAUUCAUAUUGUUUUGUCUUUCCCUUUGAAAUCAUUAGUGUAAGUUUAUUCAUGGCAGAAAUCCUUUAUUUCAGAACUGAGCUCUGAUCUCAAGUUUUACUAUGUAAUUUCCAUUUUUAAAUCAGUAUCCUGUUGACUACCAUAAUGUGUACAUUUCGACAUUGAUCAUUUUGUCUUAAUUCAGGAAAGGGCUGCUAUUCCAUCGGCUACAUUAUGUCCACAAAAUCAUUUUACAGUUUCAGUAAUCAUAAUUUUGGCUGAAAGGCUUUAGCUUGUUUUUUUUUUACUUUAGUUCAAUUUGGGUAUAUUGAUUUGUAAUGUUUGGUUUUAGUUUGAAAUGGAUUAUUGGUGUUUGACUGUUCAAACGGAAAUGAUCCGUGGAUGCUAAAUAAUCACUUGCAUGCAUUUAUUUUUUUAUUUCCUUCCGAUAUUGUUCUUCAUUCCAUCAUUAAUAGUCUGAUAUUUAACUUCACCUUUACUGCUAAUUUUCUUGUUCAUUUCUAUCAUUACUUAUCCUAUUCAAGCAUCUUUCCUCAUGUUGCCUCUGAAGCACAAAGUUAUUUGUAGUUUUUAACCCUGAUAUUUUCAUGUGUGAUUAAUACAUGUGUACGUAAGUAUCUGACGGUACUUGGAUAUAAUGCUGUAUAAGGUCAGCACUGUUUAUCAUUGGCAUAUCUAAUCCUUUUUUCUAAUCUCACAUGUCCCAAAGAGUUGUUAUGUUACUAAAUGUGCAUAUACGGUUAUAAAUUUAGAUUGUAGGGGAUUGUCUGUGUAAUAUGGAUGCCUAAAAGAUGGGAACUUAUCAACAUUUUCAUUGUGUUGUUUUUAAUGAAAAUAAUCAAAUUUUCAUUGGGUGUCGAAAAAUAUACACCUUAUUACAUUGUAUUGUUACUUCAGUGAUAGACAAAGCUGGAGUUCUGAUGUUAGUUAGAUAUUUUACUGGAGUGACCAGAUAUAGUUUUUGGAUCACAUUUCAAGUUGAUUCGUGACAGUUUUAUUUAUACCAGUAUAUAUUCGGAGUUCAUAUACAUGUAUAUUGCCAACAUUUUAUUUUGAGUGUACAGUAUAUGUGAUUGGUUUUAACAAAAACGUGACAGUCAAUAUGAUAUGAGAAUAUUUAGGAACAUACACUUUGUACGUAUAUACCCUUACAGAAGUUGGAGCAAUAUUGCCGUUAGAUUUUGUAUGGAAAUUAGCUUUGUGUUAAUAAGCCUCUUAAACGAACGCCACACACUUAGAUACAUGAAGGCUGCUAUAUUUUAGGGACAUUGUUUUUUUUUUGGCAGAUUUCAUAUUUAAUUAGGUGUGAUGCGCUGUAAGAUAAGUCACACAAUUCACAGAACCAUAUCACUGUAUAGUCUUCUGUUUGGACAGAUAUCCAAGAGGUUGCAUGAAACAACGUUGUUUAAUCUUGUUACAGAUAUGAUGCUUUCAAACAUGCUAGGAUAAAGUGCUAACUUCUGUCCACUACAAUAACAUUAUCCAAAUAGAAACAUUGAUUUGAGAAUGGUACAGUCCUUGACCUGUCCAUGUCGUUCACUAUUUUCAAUAUGUUUGCUUUUUAGUAUAAAAUUACUGUUUUUUUUUAAAUAUUGCAUAUUUACACUUACAUACUUCAAUUUCCGUUAUACUGUCUAUGCAAGCAUAAAGUUUUUACGUGUUAUGACAAUGAUUAUAAAAAACGUACUUGCGUGUACAUGAAAAAUCCUAAAAUACCAUAACUGCCCUCAUUGGGAGUAAAUUCCUCCCAAAUAUAAUUAAAUCAAUUUCCUUCACAAUUUUUCAGCAACCAGUGACCAUCUAAUUUUGAAUUGGAGGUACAAACAUUUUUACGUGUUAACUAUUUCUCAACUAUUUUGUAUGGGAGUUCCCAUAACCGUCUUAUGACGGUACUUCCUUGUUUCUCUGGAUAGAGGGAUUCGUGUAUAAUUUGGGAGUACUGUUCCUGUGUAGAUUUUAAAAGUAACGUUUCUUUCUGACACUAACUCAAGCACCAUUGUUGUGGAAAUAUAGCAGCAUUUGAAUAAUUGAUACUCUUUGGUGCUAAGGAUGGUGCCACUAGCAACACUAAUUUCUCAAUUCAAGGCACUACAAUCUUUCUUAGUGUUCUUUAUUACUGGACAUAAAAAUGUGUACGACGAUACCGGCAAUGUUGCUACAGACUUAAGCAUUUUGUAAGGGAAUGUACGAAUCGUGUAUUGAUGACUUUCGGGUUUAGGAAACGUUUCACAUGUAGCUAUUGCAAAUUGUUAUGAAUAUAUCUAAAUUGUGUUGCGGGCAAAA
Molecule: messenger RNA, 4502 nt
Organism: Pecten maximus
Lineage: Eukaryota; Metazoa; Mollusca; Bivalvia; Pectinida; Pectinidae
Exons: 4
Coding region: 123-599 (158 amino acids)
Source: RefSeq, a predicted model, not a curated record